ACAGAUAAAUAGUAAACGAAGUACGAUAUGCCACAUGUAGCAUAAAGGAAUGUAAAAAUUAUGUUUUAUGUAGAGGAGUGACAAAAUGAAAAUAAUUACAACAAAUAAAAAAAUAUGAAGAAAAUGAUCUAACAAUCAGGAAGCUAAAAAUUGGCUGACCAAUAUGGCCGUCCUACCUCCCUUCCUUUCUAACGCGCGGUCCCCCUCCCAUGGAAGAUUGGACUUUGGGCUGCUUCCACGUUUUCAUAUAUCCAUGUAGACAUAUACUCUCACGUGCGAUAGCGAUUCUAAAGACUGUAAAGUUUAAGACAUAACCUAACCUAACCUAGUCAUUCUACUUUUACAUUUCUAAAAAAAUAUCACCGGCGAUCAAUGUAUGACGUUUUGAUAUUACGAUGGCCGCCCAGUCGCGAAAAAUUCUGAAUGCGAUCACAAAACGAAUUAACAAAUCGCCGUUGUUUAAUAAUGCCACUAGUGCGAUUGGAAAUGCUACCGAAAGGGCGCAAGAAAAAUUAACAACUAUGCAAAGUAUUGCUUGUAAAAAGUAUGAUACAAUUGUGAAGCAUGUGAACGGAGCAACGAUAAUACAAGAUAUAAAUGUUGCUGCCCUGCAGCCGGCAGCACCUCUGCCAAAGCAUCUUGUCAAUUGGUGGCAUUGGUACCAACAAUUGACAGGCCUCGAUACCAUUGAAGUAGCUAAACAGCAGGUAAUCAAAGUUCAAGAUAACCUUUUCAAAUGUCAAGACCAACGGAGAAGUAUUACAAGGCAAGCUGUCAUGGUAAAUGAGAAGUUAAAGGAAAUUUAUGCGGAGCUUAUUCAAACUAAAAGAGAUGAUCCAAAGUAUGUGCAAUUGACUAUAAUGGAAAACAAAGGACUACAGGAACAAGCACGAUUACACGGGGAAUUGAAUUUACUGGAAAUUGAAGAAAGAGAUCAUUUCACUCAGUUAACAACAGCUAUUAAAGAAUAUCAUGACAGUCAAGCUAUGAAUGCUCAAAAAUAUAAGUAUUUAUCUAUUCUUGCUUCGGCUCUGUUAGCACUGGUAUCAUUAGCUGGUUCAAUGGUAUAUAAUAACAGAAGAAUUGUCGAUGUUCGCAAUGUUAUUACAGAAGCACAGAAAAGUAAUGAAAAAAGUUUCAGAGAUUACUUCUCUUCGUUGGAAAAUGCUACAAAUCAGAAGUUUAGAGAAGUUAUGACGCUCCUAGAAAAACAAACUGAAGGGGUAAAAGCAAUCAAAUCAAUAUACAACACUGAAAAAAUACAUAAGCCGGUAGAACAGGAUGUAAAGAGUGCAUCUAUCGACAGUAUAAAAACUGUUGCAUCAUAUGGAAGUAUAGUGAUUAUUGCUUGGUUUAUCUUUCAACGAUUAACAGGUAAUUAAACAGAAUGUACAUAUGAAUUCAUUAAUACAAGCUUUGUAUAGUAUAA
Orussus abietinus is the source of this 1429-nucleotide messenger RNA. RefSeq lists its product as uncharacterized. Lineage: Eukaryota; Metazoa; Arthropoda; Insecta; Hymenoptera; Orussidae. Bases 396 to 1382 code for a protein of 328 amino acids. The transcript has 2 exons. The record is from RefSeq and is a predicted model, not a curated record.